Molecule: messenger RNA, 1401 nt
Organism: Phaeoacremonium minimum UCRPA7
Lineage: Eukaryota; Fungi; Ascomycota; Sordariomycetes; Togniniales; Togniniaceae
Product: putative nuclear pore protein
Exons: 2
Coding region: 1-1401 (466 amino acids)
Molecular function (GO): protein binding
Source: RefSeq, a predicted model, not a curated record
AUGUCACCAUUCAUUCCCUCUGACACCGAUGCUGUGUCUGUCGACACUGAAGUCGCGAAUAUGGCUACUCCUGAGAUGGAUCAGAUCAAUCCGAUCGAUGUAACCCCAAGCACCCCCCAGAUCCUCGCGCCAUCUGAGCCCAUCCCUGAUAUUGCCAACAAACCUGAGACAACCCUGCCUAAGAUAGCCUUGGAUGGUGGCGCCGGCUUGACUCCGAAUGAUGAGUUUGAAUCUGAUGCCAAUUCAGAAUCAGAGGAUCGCGAGCAGGCUAAGCCGGUGGACAAGUACUUCACUGAUGGAACAGUCCCACGAGCCCUGAGCCCCAUUAUCUCCGAGUCAGAUUCCGAUGUUCGACAGACGAUCUCCAUGCACAGAGACAGCGAUCUCUACAUUCAGGCCAAGAACGAACAUGGAACAGACAUCGUCUUCGAGGUCAACUCCUCUGUUCUCGCCGCGACUUCUCCAGUCUUCCGCAAGAUGAUCUAUGGCACCUCCCAUCGUCCCGACACGGGCGAUUGGAUCAUCGAUCUCAGCGUCGACAAUGCUAAGGCGCUCCGUCAUGUCUUUCGCAUCAUACAUUUCCGAUGCAACACCAGGGAUGUCAUGCGCAUGCGGACACCUGAUGAAAUUGGUCAGAUCCUCCUGCUCGUUCACAAAUACGAGCUUGACAAUAUCAUCUAUCCGUUUGCCAAGAAGUGGUCUGGCGAUCUCACACAUGCCUUGCAGCUCGAUGAGAAGACUCACCCAGACAACUCUGUACAGGCUCUGUGGAUUGCCUGGAAGAUUGGCGACUUCAAGAACUUCAGAGAUCUACUCGUCGAUGUCAUCUUCUGGGCGUGUGAUAAGAGUGGCGCUCUUUGCGGCCCUGAUGAUGUCAUCGAGUCCAACCGCUUGGAGGCGCUUCGCAGAAUCCUCGCAACCUUCAGCGAUCCAAUCAACUACUUCAUGUCUCCGAACGAAAAGCCCAAUGGACGCUACUGCAAAUCUAUCGACAACCAGGUUGAAUGCCACUGCACCCUUCUAGGAUCGGCGAUCACAGCCCUCAACAAAGCAGGCAUGUGGCCUCUUCCUAAGCCUGAGAAGUACGGUGAGAGUAUCUACCGUCUCCGUCAAAUCGUCGACGGCCUACAUAUCACGGCCCUUCUUUACCCCGGCCAUCCUCCGCACGAGCAGCGCCAUUUGCGCUGCGGCCUCGAGCACAAGGACGUGCUCGAGGAGUUCAAGUCAUUCGUGCCAGUCCUUCCGGAUGCCCUUCUGAAGGAGAUGAAGCACCGUGGCCAGAUGAUGUUGACCUUCGACGAGGAGGCUUGGGCCCCGUACAAAGACCAGGACAAGUGGGAGGAUGUUGAUCUGGAGCCUGAGGACUCCGUUGUCGACGACGGUUGGGAUGAGACGGAGUGA